This is a messenger RNA of Dovyalis caffra, 1110 nucleotides long. NCBI's taxonomy places the organism in Eukaryota, Viridiplantae, Streptophyta, Magnoliopsida, Malpighiales, Salicaceae. The record is from the annotation of a GenBank genome assembly.
AUGGAGUUGAAGUUUUUUGAUUCCAAAUCAGCAUCUCUAUCUGAGAAAGCAGCCUUCCUGACAAGGACAAAAUCAAGUCCGCUUUCCAGUUUCGGACAUUCAGUUGGUGUUAGAUUUUCUCAAGAGUUCAGUUCUUGCAGAGGAGUAUUUACGAAGGCAUCUUAUUCGAGUAGUUCAAGUGGUACAUAUAUACCAAAGAGGGCUAUUAGCUCAGUUGACGAAGAAAAAUUUGCAGCAGAGAAUUACUUCUAUCAGAUUAAUGGAACAAGCGGUGCUAGCACAAGUCUGUUUUCCAGAAAUGUGAAAGUACUUGAUGCCUGCGAUGAUGAGUAUGGGGGAGUUGUUGUUGAUCCAGCUAGAUUACCUGUCAAUCCAGAUGCGUUUGCUUCAAUGCUCCUUUUUUCUCUUUCUCAUUGGAAAAUGAAGGAAAAGAAGGGAAUUUGGCUUAAGUUGCCCCUGGAACGGUCAGAGCUUGUUCCAGUUGCUGUGAAGGAAGGUUUCGAGUACCACCACGCAGAACCAGGAUAUGUGAUGUUGACUUACUGGAUUCCUGAAGGACCUUGUAUGCUUCCUACUAAUGCUACACAUCAAGUAGGUGUUGGGGGAUUUGUGAUCAAUGAAGAAAACGAGGUUCUUGUAGUACAAGAGAAAUUCUAUGCUCCGUCAUUUGCCGAUCUUUGGAAAAUACCGACUGGUUUUAUUCUUGAGUCAGAAGAGAUUUACACAGGAGCUGUACGAGAAGUCAAGGAGGAAACUGGUGUUGAUACUGAGUUUGUGGAAGUUAUAGCAUUCAGGCAUGCUCACAAUUUGGCGUUUGACAAGUCAGAUUUGUUCUUCGUUUGUAUGCUGAAACCAUUGUCAGCUCAGAUAAAGGUUGAUGAUCUUGAAAUCCAAGCAGCCAAAUGGAUGCCCCUCGUUGAGUUUGUAGCACAGCCACUAAUCCAAGAGGAUGGCUUGUUCAGGAAAAUCAUCGAUAUUUGCAUUGCUCGGUUAGGGAAACAUUACUGUGGACUAUUGCCUCAUCAAGUAGUUUCCAAAUUCGAUGGCAGACCAUCCUGCCUGUACUACAAUGUAGUUGACGCUGAAAAUGUCAACUGCAAAGGCGAUUGA